Messenger RNA from Miscanthus lutarioriparius, 1530 nucleotides. The record is from the annotation of a GenBank genome assembly. Lineage: Eukaryota; Viridiplantae; Streptophyta; Magnoliopsida; Poales; Poaceae.
AUGUCGACCGCGGCGGCGUUUCCCCACUACACGCCGCCACCGCCGGCUGGCGGCUCCAUGUUCCCAGACGACGAGCCGUUGGACCUUCAGGUCCCCCGGGCGCCGAAGGCCGAGGCGACCAAUAAUGGCGGCGGCGGCGCUCUGGUCCUCUCCACGCAGUGCGAGUUCCCGGCGCUCGGGAGGAGCGCGUCGCGGGACAAGUUCUCGGUGCUGGUGCACGCCAGGGCGCCAGCCGACGUGGCGCGCGCGCCGCUCGACCUCGUCACCGUGCUCGACGUCAGCGGCAGCAUGGAGGGCAAGAAGCUGGAGCUCCUGAAGCAGGCCAUGUGCUUCGUCAUCGACCAACUGGGCCGCGCCGAACGCCUCUCCGUGGUGACCUUCACGGGCUACGCGGUCCGCUGGAUCCGUCUGUCACGCAUGACGGACGCCGGGAAGGCCUCGGCGAAGCUCGCCGUGCUGUCCCUUGUCCCCGAGUGGGCGGGCACCAACAUCGGCGAGGGCCUCCGCGUGGGCGCCGAGGACACGUUCCUCGGCACCUAUUUACCCAAUGGCGCCAAGAGGUACAUGGACCUCGUGCCGCCGGCGUUCGCGAACUCCGCCAGCCGGCCCGGACCGAUCCACACGUUCGGGUUCGGCGCCAAGCACGACGCGGCCGCCUUGCACACCAUCGCGGAGGCGACGGGAGGCACCUUCUCGUUCGUCGAGAGCCACGCGGCGAUCCAGGACUCGUUCGCGCAGUGCAUCGGCGGCCUCCUCUCGGUCGCCGUGCAGCAGGCGCGCAUCGCCGUCACGUGCCUGCACCGGGGCGUGCGCGUCCAGGAGGUCAAGUCGGGAAGCUACGGCAACAGUGUCGGCGCCGACGGCCGCGCCGCCUCCAUCGACGUCGGCGAGCUCUACGACGACGAGGAGAGGCGGUUCAUGGUGCUACUGUACGUGCCGAGAGCCCGAUCGACGGAGGAGGUCACCCGCCUGCUCAAGGUGAGCUGCACCUACCGGGACGCCGCGACGGGGAACGAGGCCCACGUCGCCGCGCCCGCCGCGGUGAUCCAGAGGCCGCUGGAGCUGACGUACAUGCCUCCUCCGUCCAUGGAGGUGGAGCGGGAGCGCGUCCGCCUCGCGGCGACCGAAGGCAUCGCCGCAGCACGCGCAGCCGCUGACGGCGGGCAGCACUCCGGCGCCGCGUGGAUCCUGGAGUCCAAGCUGAAGGCCGUGGAGCAGUCGGCGCCGGGGGCGGCAGGCGACCCUGCAUUAGAGGCGCUCAAGGAGGAGCUGCGCGACCUCAGCUUAAGCGUGGGCGACCGGAGGAAGUACGAGCAGACGGGGCGCGCGCGCCUGCUGGCCGGCAUGAGCUCGCACGCGCAGCAGCGCGCCUCGGCGAUGGGGAUGGACGUGCAGUCGACGAGCAAGGCUAGGGCACUCCGAAGAUGGAGGAAAUGGUGGAGAUGUCGCGUGAGAGCAGGAAGAAGCGUGGCAAUGGCAACAACCAGCAGGCAGACGGCACAUCGAGGCUGGCUAAGCAGGUCAAGGUAG